AUUCAGUAUGGCGGCCUAAAAGCAUUAUUUUCCCAACGUUUUCUCGAUGUAAUACUUUCUUCACACACACAAUACCAUAACAAAUAUAUUAUCAUGGCUUUGACAGAGGAUGUCCAGAAGCAUUCAGUUCAUACACUGGUAUUUAGAUCACUGAAACGUACACAUGACAUGUUUUUAUCUGACCAAGGCAACCUGCCUCCCCUUGAUGAUAAAAGUGAAGUGAUAAAAAGAAUGACAAAAGCAAAAUCAGAAUAUGGACCAGUGUUAGAUUUACCAAAACAAACAUCAAAUAAAGAACAAAAUAAAACAGAAUCAGAAGACUCACAUUGGCACAAUGAAGAUAAUAGUGGUAGUUCAGGAAUGGAGUUAACACCAUAUGAAACACCUAGAUCUAAUGUCACUGAAAAGAAUCCAAGUUCUAAGUCUUUGGUGUCAGUAACAGUUGGACAACAACAAAUGCUGGUACCAAGAAAAGCUCAAACUAUGCCCAAACCCAGUUGGCAUCCACCAUGGAAAUUAUACAGGGUAAUUAGUGGUCAUUUAGGAUGGGUAAGAUGUAUAGCUGUAGAACCAGCUAAUGAAUGGUUUGUGACUGGAGCUGGUGAUAGAGUUAUCAAGAUAUGGGAUUUAGCAACUGGUACAUUGAAGUUAUCAUUAACUGGUCAUAUAAGUACAGUACGUGGUGUUGCAGUCAGUGCUAGAAAUCCCUACCUUUUCUCUUGUGGGGAAGAUAAACAAGUUAAAUGCUGGGAUUUAGAGUAUAACAAGGUCAUUCGACAUUUUCAUGGUCAUUUAAGUGCUGUACAUACAUUAGAUCUACAUCCUACUAUUGAUAUAUUAGCUAGCGCUGGUCGAGAUGCUACAAUUAGGGUAUGGGAUAUAAGAACUAAAGCUUGUGUUCAUACAAUGUCAGGGCACACUAAUACUGUAGCUGUUGUUAAAUGUCAAAGUGCUGAACCACAGAUUAUAUCUGGAAGUCAUGAUUGUACUGUAAGAUUAUGGGAUUUAGCUGCUGGUAGAACAAGAGUUACUCUCACUAAUCAUAAGAAAAGUGUUCGAGCAGCUGCACUUCAUCCUAAGCAGUAUAGCUUUGCCAGUGCCUCACCAGACAAUAUUAAACAGUGGAAAUUUCCUGAAGGCAACUUCUUACAGAAUUUAACUGGACAUAAUGCUAUAGUUAAUACCUUGGCUUUAAAUUCAGAUGGUGUUUUAGUGUCUGGAGCUGAUAAUGGUACCAUGCAUUUCUGGGAUUGGAGAACAGGUUAUAAUUUCCAGAGAUUACAGGGAAUGGCACAACCUGGUUCUAUUGAUUCUGAAGCUGGUAUCUUUGCUUUAUGUUAUGAUUUAAGUGGAAGUAGAUUGAUAACUGGAGAAGCUGAUAAAACUAUUAAGAUUUAUAAAGAAGAUGAAUCAGCUACUGAAGAAAGUCAUCCAGUUAAUUGGAGAGCUGAUAUUCUUAAAAAGAAGAGAUAUUAGAGCAUUUUUAUGGAUUCUAGAUAACAGCAUGAACUUGUCAAUUUAAACGUAUUGCCAAUAACUUGAUGUAUGUUAUAAUGUGAAAUACGUUCACAAUCAUAUGUAAAUAAACCAUUAUCAUAUUGU
Messenger RNA from Lottia gigantea (owl limpet), 1602 nucleotides. RefSeq lists its product as hypothetical. Lineage: Eukaryota; Metazoa; Mollusca; Gastropoda; Lottiidae. Bases 94 to 1476 code for a protein of 460 amino acids. Gene Ontology annotation, molecular function: protein binding. The record is from RefSeq and is a predicted model, not a curated record. Gene Ontology annotation, biological process: mRNA splicing, via spliceosome. Gene Ontology annotation, cellular component: catalytic step 2 spliceosome; Prp19 complex; precatalytic spliceosome. The transcript has 13 exons.